GCGGCGGACGUCGUGGUGGACGUGGAGUCGAUGUCGGGGAGAGUGCGCAACGUGACGCUGGCGAACUGCACUUUUGUGAGUGGCGCGAGCCUGUACGUUGUUGGGUGGCGGUCCGACCCGCCUGCUGGCGAGCGUGCCGAUGUUUUGAUCAGCGGGCUUGAGUCGCGCUCCGGUGGCGGCGUGCUGGUGGCGAACCGAUACCCGCCGGGCUCGCGCGUCACUGUGGUGGACUCGGUGCUGAUCGCAGAGAGGCGUGUUGCGUACCGUAACGCCUACGGCCUUGGCGACGCCUCCGCGUGCCUCGUGGUGCACAAAGUGAAUCUGACUGGGAGUGUGCUGACCAUUGCGCGCACGCACAUGCUGGCGGUGUUCCGUGAGGCUGUUGGCGUGCUUGUGGUUGGCGGCGUGGCGCUGUCGUCGCGCGGUGCGCUGUACGUGGACGGGCUGUUGGUGCAGACGGCGCUGGGGCUGUGCGUGUCGGUGGAGGGCGGUGUUGCGGCCAUUGGCGGCUCCGUUGUGGCGUUUGUUGACAGCGACUUCCUGCUGUGCAAGCACGCGGUGUCUGUGCGUGGGGCUGUGAGCGUGUCGGGCUCCGCUGUGGCGCUUGUGCGGAGCGACUUUUUGUUGACGGAGGACUACGCGGUGGCGUUUUAUUCGACGGUGAGGCUGGCCGACGGGUCGAUGCUGCUGGCGAAGGGCAACGUGCACGACGGCGUCUCGAGGGAGAUGCUCCACGCGGCUGGCGCCGUGACCGCUGCUGGGAGCACGCUGAGCUUUGUGCGCAACCGAGCGCUGCUGCCGCGGAUGCUAUCGCUGAGCCUGUCGCUUGCGGCUGGGGCGCAUGUGAGGGUGGCGUGCAACGACGCAGGUGGACGAGUCCUGUCGACGGCGGAGGAGUACGCAGCGGCUGGAUUUGGCGAUGCUGGGAGCAUCGACGUUGUUGGGUGCGACGCCUGCGACAGGGACACGCACUGCUACGCGCCCGGGACUGCGUCGGCGAGCAUGAAGGACGGUGUGUGCGUGUGCGAGUGCGGCAGCGGUGGGUACGGCGAGGCGUGCGUGCCUGUGGGAGCUCCUGCGCUGCCGCCCGCUGUGGGCACCGCGUCGAGUGUGUUUUUCCGCGAGGGCGUGACGGUGCGGUCAGUGUUCGUUGUGCCUGCCGGCGCAAGCGAGGUGACGCUGCGCCACGUUGUGCUGGACGGCGUGAGUCCUUUGCUCUACGUGCCGUGGAUGGCGCGGGACGGCGUGCGGAUCGUUGUGCAGAACGUGUCGCUGCUGAACGGUGCCGUGCUGUGCGUGAUGGGCGGCGGGGCGUUGCGCGGUGCGCGUGCGGCGGGGAGCGACGAGAGCGGGCCGGUGGAGCUGUCGGUGUGCGAUGUGGAGGCGCUGAACGGUGCGCUUGUGCUGACCGGCACGUUCCCUGCGGGGUCCGUGCUGACGGUGACGGACUCCCUGCUGGUCGCCGCGAGGCCGACGCCGCUUGUGUAUCUUUCCGGCUCGGAGUCCUCGCCGUACGCACCGGUGCUUGUGCUGUCGGGCCUGCGGCUUGUGCGUUCCGUGCUGAUUGUGUCCGGCGUGGCCCUCGUGACCGUGAUGACUGGUGGGCGGACGGUGGUGGUGGACGGCGCCGUGCUGGAGCUUGUCGGUGGCGGUGUUGCGCUGGACGCGGCUGUGUUCGGUGGCGAAUAUGCGUUGUACGCUAGUGCGCGCGUGGUUGCGUCGGGGGGCGCUGUGCUGCGCUUGUCGGGGAGCCAGGUGUACGCCGCGCACGGGUUGGUGUUUGGCAGCGGUGUGGAGGCCAGCGCGUCCGCCGUCGUAGUGAACGACAACGCCGGUGCGCUGACCGAUGGCGCGCUGCUGGUGCUGCGGGGGUCGGCGUCGUUCGUGUCCGGGUCGUGGCUGUCGGUGCGCGGCAACAACAUCAGCGGCAGGCUCCUGUCGGUGCCGCCGUACCCGCGCGGUGCGGAUCUCGCGCAGAGCACACUGACGCUCCACGGGAACGCCGGCAGCGGGCUCGUCGUGAUGGACGGCACCGUUGCGCUCGGGGGCACCGGCCGGAAGUUCGUUGUGGGGUGCCUGACGCUCAAUGGGCAGGCACUGCGGCCUAUGGACUACAGGUCCGCCGGCAUCAUCGGGGAAUUCCGCCCCGUGGCGUGUGGCGUGUGCGACGCCGACGUGCGCUGCUUUGCUGCUGCGACGAGGGCGAUGUCGGGGUCGUGCGGCUGCCGCUGUGCUGAGGGCGGGUACGGGCGCGACUGCCUGCCGGUGUACCUGCCGCACGUGGACGGGUGCAACCGCACGCCCGGCAUGCCGCUGCUGAGUCGCACGGCGACGCUGACGGAGACGCGCAGCCCGACGAUGACGCCAGCGUGGACGCCGCACUACAGUCCGACGCAGUACGGGCCGACGGAGACGCUGCAGGUGACGGAGACGGUGGCGCUGCCGCCCACGCGGACCCCGACGGCGUCGGUGAGCAGCACGCUGUGGUGGAGCGACGUGGCGUGCCCGACGCUCGCCGUGACGACGACGGCGGCUGGAGGGAGCCUGACGCAGAACGACAUCCGCGGCGGUGGGAGCGUUGUCCCGACGCUGCUGAUGGUGGCGCUGCCGCCGCCGUUUCGUUGGGCACGCGACCCGCAACUCGGCACGCAUCUGAGCUUCGUGCCGGUGUCGACGGCGCAGCCGAGCGGGUUCGGUGGUCCGUGGGGAGCGAUGCUGAGCAACGCGACGUGGGUGCGCAACGCGACGAAUCCGUCCACUGUCCUGGAGCUGGCUGUGCCCGUGCACCGCGGUUACUUCAUUGCUGCCGACGAGACGAUAGUCAUUCGCUGCGACGCUGCGGCAGUGUCUGGCGGCUGCAAGGGUGUGCUGCUUGGGUCCUUCACGAUCAGGUCUGACACGCUGCCCGCCGCUGCCGGCGCCCUCUCGGCGAUUACCGGCGUUGUUGCGGGUGCGACGGCUGUUGCCGUGGUGGUGACCGGCGGGCUGGGCUCCGUCCUGGAGAUGCAGGCACUCGGCGUGUUUGCGAGGAUGUCAUGCGCCUCGGCGCAGGAGCGUGCGAGCACCGUUGCGCUGCCGUACUUCCUGUCGGUGUUUGCUGCCCUUGAUCCGCUGUGGAUGGUGGUGGGCAACGCGCUGCUCGCCGCUGUGUUCGGGUGCGUGCACU
Molecule: messenger RNA, 3166 nt
Organism: Trypanosoma cruzi
Lineage: Eukaryota; Euglenozoa; Kinetoplastea; Trypanosomatida; Trypanosomatidae
Product: dispersed gene family protein 1 (DGF-1), putative
Exons: 1
Source: RefSeq, a predicted model, not a curated record